Anoplopoma fimbria (sablefish) is the source of this 1097-nucleotide messenger RNA. It is a transcript of the gene pacrg, whose product is annotated as PARK2 co-regulated. The coding region runs from base 129 to 818 and encodes 229 amino acids. The transcript is spliced from 5 exons. The record is from RefSeq and is a predicted model, not a curated record. Gene Ontology annotation, cellular component: neuron projection; vesicle; cytosol. Gene Ontology annotation, molecular function: Hsp90 protein binding; Hsp70 protein binding. Lineage: Eukaryota; Metazoa; Chordata; Actinopteri; Perciformes; Anoplopomatidae.
CAACAACAGCAGCGGGCGUCACGUUUUGAGAGCCAAACGAGUAUUAUAUAUUAUAUAAUCUUGUAAGUUAGCAUCACACUGCUCUUCUUUUUUCAGGCUCAUCAUUUGACAAGACGACACCUGUGGACAUGUUGAGGACCAAGGUGGAGCUAAAAACAACGCAAGGCUUCACCAUGAAGGCCGCCAUGAGGAACUCCGUGGUGGAGGGUCCCCCAGAUUCAGGGGCUUUUCGGGAGCGCCCUUCCAAACCAACCACCUUUCGCAAGUUCUACGAGCGCAGAGAGUUCCCAAUGGCACUGGAGCACGACACCAAAGGCAACCGCAUAGCAUGGAAGGUGGAGAUCGAGAAGCUGGACUACCACCACUACCUGCCGCUGUUCUUUGAUGGCUUAUGUGAGACUGUUCAUCCGUACGAGUUCUUCGCCUUCCAGGGAGUCCAUGAUAUGCUGGACCACGGAGGCCCCAAGAUCCUGCCUGUCAUUCCCCAGCUCAUCAUCCCCAUUAAGAAUGCCCUGAACACAAGGAACCAUCAGGUGAUGUGCACCACCCUGAAAGUCCUGCAGCAUCUGGUGAUGUCCGGCGACAAAGUGGGAGAGGCUCUGGUGCCCUACUUCAGACAGAUCCUCCCCAUUUUCAACAUCUUCAAGAACAAGAACAUCAACACAGGAGAUGGCAUCGAUUACAGCCAGCAGAAGAGGGAGAACAUCGGAGACCUGAUCCAGGAGACUCUGGAGAUGUUCGAGCGCUACGGAGGAGAGGAUUCCUUCAUAAACAUCAAAUACAUGGUGCCCACCUACCAGUCCUGCAUGAUCAGCUGAGGAGGGGGUCGUCCCCCUGACGUUACACAGACUCUUGACUUUAUCCUUGUAUCAGUCCUUCUGUGUCUGCCCCAUACUCUUAUCUUUAUCCUAGCCCUACCUAAUCUAAACGUCACUCUGUUCAUUCUCUUUUUGUUUCCAAAAUGAUCUACAAGACACAGCGCUCCUUCCUCUGAUCUGUUCUGCUCCCUGUUUUGCCGAGCUCAAACCCUCCUGCCCCUCUGCCCCAUGUGCUUUUUAACAUAGCCUUUUAAACCCCUAAUAAAUUCAUCACAAUGC